AUGGCAUCCGUCCAGAAUGCCCCCGCCACCUUCGACUUCCUCGCGGUGAACUGCGUUCCGGAGUCGCACGUGUGGACGGAGCAGAAGGACUAUCCUGUGGUGCCCGAGUCGGCAGGGCCCGAUGCGGUGCCUGUGGUUGACAUGGCCGACGCCACAGAUGGUGCCAUCGCCGCCGUGGCGCGGGCUGCAGAGGAGUGGGGUGGGUUCCUUCUCGUGGGACAUGGCGUGCCGAUCGAGCUCCUCGCACGCGUCGAGGAGCAGAUCAAGCGCCUGUUCGCGCGCCCGGCUUCGGAGAAGGAGCGAGCCGCGCGUGGUGAAGGCUUCAAGAACGGCUACGGCGUGCCACCCUAUGCGCUCUACUUCUCCAAGCUGAUGUGGUCGGAGGGAUACACUUUCUCGGCCGCUGACGUCCGCUCGGAGUUCCGACGGAUCUGGCCCGACGGCGGUGACGACUACCUUGGCUUCUGCGAUGUGAUGGAAGAGUUCCACAAGGAGAUGAGGGCCCUCGGUGUCAAGGUGCUGGACAUGUUCUACAAGGCGUUAGGGCUUAGCGCUGACCAGAUUGCCGGUGGCGAGGUGGAACGCCAGAUCCGUGACACGCUGACGGCCACCAUGCACCUGAACAUGUACCCCAAGUGCCCAGAACCGGAGCGCGCGAUCGGGCUCGCGGCGCACACAGAUUCGGGCUUCUUCGCCUUCAUCAUGCAGAGCCUGGUGCCGGGGCUGCAGCUGCUCCGGCGUGGGCCUGAGCGGUGGGUCACCGUGCCUGCCCUGCCCGGGGCGCUCGCCGUCGUCAUCGGCGAUCUCUUCCAUGUCCUCACCAACGGCCGCUUCCACAGCGUGCUUCACCGGGCCGUCGUAAACCAGGAUCGCGAGCGCGUCUCAGUGCCUUACUUUCUAGGGCCACCGAAAGACAUGAAGGUGUCUCCGCUCGACGCGGCGAUUCUUCAGGGGAGCAAAGCUGUGUUCCCUACCGUGACAUGGGCUGAGUACAUGGUGGUAAGGGAGAAGACGUUCGGUAAGGACGCGUCGGCUCUUGCAAUGCUGCGGGUGACCGGGGAUGAAGAAGAUGCAGAGCUUGCCCAAGACAUGAAUAAUUGAUCGUUUCUUUUAUUGAAAA
Molecule: messenger RNA, 1120 nt
Organism: Lolium rigidum
Lineage: Eukaryota; Viridiplantae; Streptophyta; Magnoliopsida; Poales; Poaceae
Product: gibberellin 3-beta-dioxygenase 1-like
Exons: 3
Coding region: 1-1101 (366 amino acids)
Biological process (GO): response to light stimulus; gibberellin biosynthetic process
Molecular function (GO): gibberellin 3-beta-dioxygenase activity
Source: RefSeq, a predicted model, not a curated record